UGACCAAUCAUUUCUGAUAGCACGCACAACUUAGAUGUUAUUGUAUAUAUUGUAUGAGGCUUUAUAAUGUUUCUUGAUUACUGCAAAAAAGUCGCAAUAACGGAUCUAACGUUACAAUUGUUUCAGCUGAAAAUAAAUUUCACAAUAUUACCAAAUAAAAACAAAUUUUGAUAAAUACCGUAAUAAAUAAUAAUAUCGUGAAUGAGCGUGAUGAGAUCAAGAUAUCCCGAAAAGAGCUGUAUAUAAACAAUGUGGAGUGAGACAAAGUGUUCUGUGUCAUCGGAUUAAUUACCAUUUAUUGGUGUGCAUGUUGGGCGUUCAGUACAGUCAAAACUAAACAGUGUGGUCAGGACGUGUACUAGUUCGAUUACAGUCGUAUGUUUUUUCUUUGAUAAAGUGUAAUAUGGAAAUAAAUUGAUAUAAAAAAUAUUCAAGAAUGGCAAUAGAUCAUUUCAAGCGGCGUUGUCCUUUACUUAAGCUGACGUUAAAUAAGCUGGUUAUUUUUACUACUACAUCAUGCAUUUUUGCGGCCGCCUCCGCAUCAACCGUCAAUGUCAGUACAUCCAUAAACAAUACUAGCUCCGGCAACGAGACCGAUCUCUCGGAACUUUUUCACUGGCAAGACUAUGGGGUACUUGCUGCUAUGUUAUUUGUUUCUUGUGCAAUCGGAGUAUUUUAUGGCUAUUGUGGUGAGAAACAAACGACGGGAGAUGAUUUUCUUUUAGGUGGAUCAUCGAUGGGAACUUUUCCCAUGGCUUUAAGUUUAGCGGCUAGUUUCGUAACUGCUAUCGAAUUAUUGGGCAAUCCAGCAGAAAUGUACAUAGCUGGGGCUCAGUUUUGGAUGAUUUGUAUUGCUUUUGUUCUGGUUGUUCCCAUUUCUAGUCAACUUUAUCUACCUGUUUUUAUGAGGCUACGAUUGACAUCAUGCUACGAAUACCUGGAGGUGCGAUUCUGCAAAUCUAUGCGAGUUUAUGCAAGCGCAUUAUACAUGCUUCAAAUGAUAUUGUACACUGCAGUGGCUGUUUAUGCUCCAGCUCUUGCUCUCUCGGAUGUAACUGGAUUAAAUACCUACGUUGCAGUAUCGCUGGUCUACGUAGUUUGUAUUUUUUACGCUUCCCAAGGUGGAAUGAAAGCAGUAAUCAUGACAGACUCUUUUCAAUCAGCAGUUCUUUUAGCAUCAUUAGCGACAAUAUUGGCUUUAGGUGCAAAUCAAGUGGGCGGACUUAACACAGUAUGGGAUUAUUCUAGACGUUCUGAUAGACUACACUUAUUUGAUAUGGACCCUGAUCCCACGGUGCGCCAUUCGUUUUGGUCAGUAGUUAUUGGUGGCACAAUGUACUGGGUGAGCAUGUUUUGCGCAAACCAGGCAUCUGUACAAAAAUACUUAUCUGUUGAGCGCAUAUCUCAAGCUAGAAUCGCUCUUUGGGUAUCUGCAAUUGGCUUGAUUGCCGUGUAUUCUGUGAAUUUCAUCACCGGCGCAGUUCUUGCCGCCCAUUAUGCUGGAUGCGAUCCAAUACAGGCUGGAGUUAUCAGUGCAUCAGAUCGAUUACUUCCAUUAUAUGUGGUGAGGGAAUUUGGAAAAUACCCCGGCAUUCCUGGCUUCUUCGUCGCAGGCAUUUUCGCGGCUAGUCUUGGUACUGUUGCAUCAGCCCUAAACUCUCUGGCUGCAGUCGCGUGCCAAGACUUAGCGAACGGCUUAUUAGGAAUAACACUUCCAGAAGAAAAAGGGGCAAUGAUAGCAAAGUGGGUCUGCUUGGCUUGUGGUGCUAUCUCCUUUGCUCUGGUUUUCAUAGUGGAACGACUUGGGCCAGUUCUACAAUUGGCGCUCUCAUUCAACGGCAUGGCCGGAGGGGUUUCCUUGGGUCUCUUUAGCUUAGGAAUGUUAUUCCCGUGGGCUAAUUCUACGGGUGCAGUGGCAGGUAGUAUUUUUGGGCUACUCGUAGUGGUUGUGGCGGGCGGUGGUGCACAACUAGCGCAGGUUCCACUCCCGCGGCUUCCUACAUCAACGGAUUCCUGUCCUGCUUACUAUAAUCUGACUACCUUAAGUAUAUCCCCAAGCGAAAACCAAGAUGAAGCAGUUUUUUGGCUAUUCAAAGUCUCAUACCUAUGGUAUUCAAGCCUAGGUUGUGUAGCUACAAUCUUAGCUGGAAUGGUUGUAUCAGUAAUAACAGGUGUAACGGAUCCCGCCCAUGUGCCAAUUGAUCUCAUUUCGCCACCCGUCAUAUCCCUAUUAAGCUCCUUGCCGAAAAAAAUAAAGAAAGCGUUACGGAUACCAACGCGUAUGGGGUUGGAAAGGCGGCGAAGUUCGAGCGUGCGGCCGCCAAGUAUUGCAGAUGACAAGGACACGAGACGGCGCAGGCGCCUCUCGGAAUUAGCUGGUGGUGUUUUUUAUAGCGACGCACAGAUCCUUACGCAAGGACAUGACAACCUCGCAUUGGACACAGAGAAAAGCCGUGACCAUAACCAUCGCACUAGCUUUAAAUUGGACACACAAUCAAGUCCUCAACUUUCUAGAACAUCUACUUGUUAAGUUUAGUAUAUUAGCGUAUUACUGUGUAAAGUAAUACAACGUACAGGUAUUCAACAAAUAAUAAAGGCAAUAUUCUUCCAGGGUACCUAUUUCCAAGAAACCAUAAGUUACAAAUUAAAUUAUAUAUAAAUAGUUAUAUUAUAUGUACCUAAUGAAAAUAACCAAAUUAAUACACUGUUAAUUAUUUAUAUUCCAUAAACUUAUGUACUUACUUUACUUAUU
Molecule: messenger RNA, 2752 nt
Organism: Pieris brassicae (large cabbage white)
Lineage: Eukaryota; Metazoa; Arthropoda; Insecta; Lepidoptera; Pieridae
Product: sodium-coupled monocarboxylate transporter 2
Exons: 14
Coding region: 437-2530 (697 amino acids)
Biological process (GO): sodium ion transport; transmembrane transport
Cellular component (GO): membrane
Molecular function (GO): symporter activity
Source: RefSeq, a predicted model, not a curated record